AUGUCUGAGGUUGAAAUCAACGUAAAGAAUCCUAAACUGCAAAGAACCUUGCAAAGGUUCAAACAAAAAAUAUCUGAAGGGGAUUACUAUGAAGCACAUCAAACUUUGAGAACAAUUGCAAAUAGAAACGUCAGAACAAAAUCUUAUGGAGAUGCUAUCGAAUUACUAUACCAUGCUGCACAAAUACUUUUAAAAUCUAGUCAACCAGCUACAGGUUCAGACUUGACAACAUAUUUGUUGGAAAUUUAUGACGAAGCUGAAAUUCCAGUUGAUUCAAGUUCAAAAUCUAAAAUCAUCCAAUUGAUCUCAUUAUUUACACCAGAUGAACCUACGUUGAAAAAUGUUAGUAUUCAAGCCAUAAAUUGGACAGUCAAAUUUGGUGAAUAUAAAUUUGGUGAUCCUUAUUUACAUGAUGUUAUCGGUGAGAAGUUUUUGCAAAAUGCUUCACUAGCUUAUGAUGCGGAAAGACAUUUAAUAUUGGGUACAUCAGCCAGCUUCCCAUUAUAUUAUAAAUUGAUAUGGACAUGGUAUUUGGAAGAUCCAAACUCCAAAAAUGCUGGUGUUUAUGUUUCUAGAUUGGUAUUGAAUUACCUAUUUAUUGAAAAUAUUAAGUACGCCAAUGAAGCACUCUCCAAGUUCAUUCAAGACUUGAUAUCUACAAAGACUGAAUUCAGUUCAGAAACUUUGAAAGAAUCAGAAAAUGAAGUUUUCAUUUUUGAAGAUCUACCUUUGAUUAAUUUCCUUCAAUUGUUGUUGGUGUCUGUUCAAACUAAAAAUGCACCAUAUUAUCAAAAAUUAAAGAAUAGAUACCAGCAAGAUAUCAACCUAGCAGAAUUAGAUGAUGCUUUUUCCUAUAUCGGAGAGGUUUACUUUGGAAUCCGUGUUCAAAAGAAUAUAAAUCCACUACAAAAUCUGAUGAGCAGUUUCCUUGGAGGUGGGUUUUAA
Hansenula anomala is the source of this 945-nucleotide messenger RNA. RefSeq names its product protein GET4 (gene GET4). The record is from RefSeq and is a predicted model, not a curated record. NCBI's taxonomy places the organism in Eukaryota, Fungi, Ascomycota, Saccharomycetes, Phaffomycetales, Wickerhamomycetaceae. Gene Ontology annotation, biological process: protein insertion into ER membrane. The transcript has a single exon. Bases 1 to 945 code for a protein of 314 amino acids. Gene Ontology annotation, cellular component: TRC complex; cytosol. Gene Ontology annotation, molecular function: protein binding.